Messenger RNA from Oikopleura dioica, 678 nucleotides. The record is from the annotation of a GenBank genome assembly. NCBI's taxonomy places the organism in Eukaryota, Metazoa, Chordata, Appendicularia, Copelata, Oikopleuridae.
AUGCCGCAAAUGUCAGGAAUCUCACCAAAGAAGAUCGCAGCAGAAAUGCGAGCUGAUGCCGCAGCUCAUCACGCUACUGUCACUACAGAUUUGAGGAUUUACCAAGAACAUGUGAACAAGCUGAUGGCUACGCUCAGAAAUAAAGACAAAGAAAUCGCCACCUUGUGCGGAAAAAACGACACUCUCAAAGAGUCGAUCAAGAAGCGAAAAAGCAAACUUGAAGAGCUCUGCUGCGCCGAAGAAAUGAUGGAAAUCAAGGAGAAGCAAGUUCAAAAGCUAAAAGAAGAUGUAAAGCGCGCUAAUUUGAGGACGCAGGCAGUGAAAGAAGAGCUCAAGGAGGCGCAUUCCAAGCAAUUAGCUAUUCAAGGCGAGAAAGAAAUCCUGAUUAGACGGAACGAUGCGCUAAUCGCGGACAACGAGCGAUUCCGCAAUCGUCUGCUCCAAACCGAAAAGGAUGUCGCCGACACUAAGGGCGAACUUGAACUGAUCGACGACCUCAUUAAUAGUAUUCAUGGCGACGCAACAACGACCACACAGCAGGUGAAACCCGCAGAAAGUCAAUCAGCUCUAACUCUUCUCAACAAGCUCAAGGAAAACCGAGACCGAGGCUUCAGCGAGUUGGAAGAAACCGUCAAUCUUCUGAAAUCGCCACAGCGAUCAUCUACCCGACUCGAAUAA